Messenger RNA from Hippopotamus amphibius kiboko, 537 nucleotides. RefSeq names its product putative neuroblastoma breakpoint family member 5. The record is from RefSeq and is a predicted model, not a curated record. Lineage: Eukaryota; Metazoa; Chordata; Mammalia; Artiodactyla; Hippopotamidae. The coding region runs from base 1 to 537 and encodes 178 amino acids. The transcript has 4 exons.
AUGGCAGUAUCUCUUGGCCCUUUAUCUGAUCCGAGGGCAGAACUUACACUGACGGAAAUCAACCUGGAGCUUCAGUUGCAGCUGGCAAAGAACAAGCAGGACUUCCGAGACCUCACAGAGAAAUUCCUUGUAUUCCAAGCAACUGCCUACUCCCUGGCCAACCAGCUGCAGAAAUACAAGUGUGAAGCCUGUAAGGACAUCAUUGAAUCCGUGCUGGGGGAGAAGCUGUCGUUUGAGGCGCUGAGGCUGGCAGAGAUUCGAAGUCAGGCGCGAGAGCUGACCCAGUUACGGCAGACAUUACGGGAAGGGAAAGAUGACUCUGUUCUACUCAAGCAGCACCUCAAGGACCUCCUCACCCACAAUGACCUUGACAACCACCAGGGGCAGGGCUUCCGAGAGCAGCUGACUGAGGGACAUAGGCUGGCAGAGCGCCUUGCCCGCAAGCUCAGCCCAGGGUCGUGGCCCACCUGGGAGCACCCGGAGGCUCCUGGCCAGUGCUCAGGCUCGGGGAGCAGCCCCAACAGCUCCUGUGGGUGA